Molecule: messenger RNA, 477 nt
Organism: Dibothriocephalus latus
Lineage: Eukaryota; Metazoa; Platyhelminthes; Cestoda; Diphyllobothriidea; Diphyllobothriidae
Source: the annotation of a GenBank genome assembly
ACCGGCCAGGGACUCGCAGACAUCGACAGAGCCUACAACCCCUACCGCCAGUGUGCACCGGACAAGGUAACGCCCCAAAAACCCACUGAGAUUGGGAACUCCAACCAAAACAGUGGACAGUUUCUCCACACGCCAGAAAAGGCAUCGGCCGGUGGCCAGUCUAAGCACUCGAAUGAUGCAACCCCAACUGUAGCAUUGACAACUGAAAACGAUGCCGACGAGGUACAGUCCCUAGAAGAAGGUGAGGCCGUGGACGACGAUGAUGAGGACAGUGGUGAGACCGAGAACAGCGACGAGGGGACUGAUUGUGCCGAGACGGCAUCGAACGACGUUGCACAGAGACUUGACGGCAAUCCCGGCCAACGGCACGGGGACCCUGUAAAAUACGAUUCACCACCAAGUCGCCGGGUCAACAUUGAAGGGCCACUUCGCGACUUCUUCCCCUCAUCCACACCGGGCUUGUCUGAUUUGCAGUAA